This is a messenger RNA of Nicrophorus vespilloides, 2556 nucleotides long. Its product is annotated as inter alpha-trypsin inhibitor, heavy chain 4-like. The transcript has 9 exons. Lineage: Eukaryota; Metazoa; Arthropoda; Insecta; Coleoptera; Silphidae. Bases 105 to 2531 code for a protein of 808 amino acids. The record is from RefSeq and is a predicted model, not a curated record.
UUUAAUGAUUAAGUUGUCUAUUGAGUAGUGUGUGUGUGACUUAAGGAAUUGUCGUGACUUCUGUGAUAUAUAAAUAUUUAUUAUAAAUAAAUUGUAACUUCAAUAUGAUGCGAAAAGUAUACGUUCUAUUUGCAUUUACAUCAUGGGUAUUGACAACAGCAGUUUCUGAAGAUUUAGAUUUAAUUUUAGUAUCUGAACCUGCAAUUACUGCGCCUAGUAAAGAGAGUCUUCAAACACAGCCACCAAAAAUAACUGAAAUGAGCAUAAGAACAAAUAUAACUAAUCGGUUUGCCGAAACAACUGUGACUAGUAAACUGAAAAAUCCGUUAACGAAAGCGCAAGAGACAACAUUUUUCAUAGUUAUUCCUGAGCAAGCAUUUAUUUCCAGUUUUAUUAUGGAAUUGUCUGGUAAAAAUUACACUGCUUUUGUAGAAGAAAAAGUGAAAGCCAAGAAAAAUUAUGUUGAGGCUGUUUCCAAUGGAGCAGGUGCUGCUCAUGUUGAAGUGAGCGCAAGAGAUUCAAAUCUGUUUUGCGUGAAUAUCAACGUAGAGGCUGAAAGCAAGGCUGUAUUUUAUUUGACAUACGAAGAAUUAUUGGAGAGGAAAAAAGGAGUUUAUGAAUUGGUGAUCAAUAUUAAUCCCAAGCAAUUGGUAAAAAAAUUAAAUGUGGAAGUUAGUAUAGACGAAAGUGUACCAAUAACUAUAGUAAAAACACCACCAAUUCGAUCAGGUAAUAAAAUUGUGAAGGAAAAUGAAAAACUGGAUGCACGGGCCGUUAUUGAGAGACCUGGUUUAGGGAAAGCGGUUAUUAAGUUCAAGCCGGAUUAUGAAAAGCAGAAGCAAAUUGCUAAUGUUUUGGGGACUAAGGAAGACGAGGGUUUAGCUGGGCAGUUUGUGGUACAAUACGACGUGCAAAGGGAUACAAACGGUGGUACGAUUAUAGUAAAAGAUGGUUAUUUCGUACACUUUUUUGCCCCGACAAAUUUGGAGCCUAUUCCUAAGCACGUCGUAUUUGUACUUGAUACAAGUGUUAGUAUGGAUGGUAAUAAAUUGGAUCAAGUUAAGGAAGCGAUGAAGAGUAUCGUUGGCGAUCUCAAUCCAGACGAUUACUUUAAUAUUGUUGAGUUCAACAAUGUUGCUUAUGUAUGGAACCUGGAUAUUCCUCACGAGACUACCAUUUACCCGGAGAAUCAGAAUGACUUGUACUCUCAGCAUGGUAUAUUUAAAGAUAUGAACAGUAUAAAUUUUCCGCCUGCUUAUCCAGUGAGAAAUAGCACCAUAAAAAAAGCUAUGGAAGAAAUCAGUUAUAUGAAUGCUAGGGGAGGAACAAACAUUUAUCAUGCUGUAAGCGUAGGCUUACAUUUAAUUCAAGUAUUUCAAAAAGUCUCUGGGAACAAUAAAGUACAACCGUUAAUUAUCUUCCUAACAGAUGGAGACGCAACAGUCGGUAUAACAGAUUCAAACACUAUCAUGUCCAAAAUUUCCGAGGAGAACAUACUCAAGAUACCAAUAAUCAGCCUCGCUUUCGGUAAUGACGCGGAUCGUGAUUUAAUCAAGGAACUUUCAAUAAAUAAUAACGGUUUCGCACGAUUUAUUUACAAAGAUUCGGAUUCUUACUUGCAAUUAUCAAAUUUUUACAAGGAAAUAUCUUCGUUGCUUCUUAAGAACGUGUCAUUUUACUAUACACAAGAUUUUGUGAGCCUUACAAAGACAGAAUUUCCCAUACUGUUUAGUGGUUCCGAGAUCAUAGUUACUGGUAAAACUCUUGGAAAUAUUGUUAAAGAUGAUACAUCUGUGAAUAGUUGGGGUAUACGUGGACCUAUUAUACUAAAACCUAACGUUAUUGAAAGCGUUGGCCAACUUGAAAGACUAUGGGCGUACAUGACUGUAAAGAGGUAUCUUGAUGAUGUAUCCAAUUUAACGCAAGCUGAAAAUAAAGCGCGCGAGUUGGCUUUGAAGUAUUCCUUUGUAACUUCGGUAACAUCUUUGGUAGUGGUAAAACCGAAUGAGACAAACGUAAUAGAUUUAGAGGAAGCUUCGAGUCAACCGACCUUGGAUUUGCUAGUUCCAUAUCCACUUGCAAGCCAACAGUUUUAUUUCCCUACGAAUAGAGUAUUCAAUACAUUUAGAAAUAAUAAAAAUCAUGUUAAAAUGUUAUUCUCUUAUGGAGAAACUGACUACAACAUGGAUCACUUAAUAGAAACAAAAUUAUCAACGCCUAAAAUAAUUACUAUACCUGAUGAACUUAGAAUUAAAUUGCCAAUUUUGGAGCAUAUAUAUGAUAUAAGCGACGGAACUUUGACCUUAUUUAAAUAUCCAUAUACUCUUGGGUUUAACGAAACCUCGGCAGAUGAUAUAGAAUGCAUAACUCCUCGCAGUGAUGUCGGCGCUUGCAAACUUAUACGAGAUUGCGAAAUUCUAUAUCCAAUUUUAGUUAACCAACAGACUUUUAAAAGUUACUUUUGUGCAAUUAAUUUGGAUGAUCGUCGACUUGGUGGAAUUUGUUGUCCAAAAAAUAAUAAUAUGAUUUGAUAGAAAUAAAACUGCCAUAUUCUUU